AUGGCUAUUGAUGAACACCCUGGGCCGACGGAUGCUCUGGAAACCUGUGCCUCCGUCGCACUGCAAGACAACCCGUGGUGGCAACUUGACCUGAGGAAUAUCUACCGCGUAACUGCUGUGUCUAUCCUCAGCUCAGGAGACUGCUGCUCGGAGCAGCUGAACGGGGCGGAGGUCCGCAUCGGCCUCAGCAAGGACGUUACCAACCAGAGGUGUGCCAUCAUCUUCGUUUCAGAGGGAGAGCAGAAAUACAUUCUACCAAUGUGGAAUAAUGGAAGGACGCUUCAAAACGUGGCUUUGAGAGGACUGGCUUUUCAUUCUUCCUCAAGUCUGGAAAACAGUGUAGCCAGCAAAGUCAUUGAUGGCAAUCAGUCUUCCACCUGCAGCGUAGCCAUUGAGCAGCCAGGUCCGUGGGUAACAGUGGAUCUACUGGUUCCUUACAGUGUGACUGCAGUCCAACUCGCCUACAGCUCCAACUGCUGCUUCAGUUACGAUGUCCGUGUAGAUGACACAAGCUGUGAGGUCAUCUCCAGUAAUGCAUAUUCUUUGAUGACCCUGGAUUGCGGUGGGAUUGUGGGUCGCUAUGUGACUGUGAUCCAUCAUGGCGUAGCAACGCCUCUGUGCGAGGUGGAGGUCUAUAGCACUUUGGAAAAUCUUCAAAACAGAUUCCCUCAGCUGCCCCCGCCCCAUGUUAAAGAUUACUGCUCCGAUGUGUCCUGUGGACGAGACUACAUUCUCAUUCCUGAUGAACCCAAAACAUGGUUUGAAGCCCAGAGCUACUGCAGAGAGAAGUACACUGACCUGGCCACCAUCAACGACGUUCAGGACAUGUAUAGGGUCAUGGAAAAGAUGGAGAAUUACUCCAAAAAAGACUUUUGGAUUGGGCUGUAUGAAGACGUUGCUACCUGGAGGUGGUCUCUGUCAGGUUAUUAUGGAGCGAGUGAAGCUGAGUUCAGGAACUGGGGUGCUGGUGAACCCAAUCUGGAGAGGGCCACCCAGGACUGUGCAGGCAUACAACACACGGGAGAAUGGAGAGACCUGCAAUGUGACUUACUUAACUUCUUCCUAUGCUUUGAUGGCAGAACAGGUGCACUCAAAAGCAAGAUUCUCGUGGAAACAGCUAUGAAUUGGGCCGACGCUCACAGCUACUGUAGGAAACACCACACAGACCUGCUCAGUGUGAGAAACCAGGCGGAGAACCAGGAAGUCCAGAGCAUGGUGCCGGAAGGAAAGCUGGCCUGGAUCGGCCUCUUUCAAGACUCCUGGAAGUGGUCAGACGGGAGUUACUCCUCGUUCAGAUACUUGUCUCAGGAACAACCCCUUUUAGGAGAGGGUCCCAACUGCGCUCAUGUUUCCGACAGGAAAUGGAACGCCAGGUCCUGCGACACCAAAUCUAUGUUUCUCUGCUACACGUUUAAGAAGAAGACGUUUGUGAGGAUCAGUGCUGACUUUGACAUGAGUGACCCAGCCGUUCAACAACAAAUCGUGAUCCAGCUGGAGGCAAAGAUGAGAGACAUGGGAAUCACUGAUUUCAAGAUCAACUGGAAGAUGUCCGGACAACAAAAACAACCAUGACAACCUCCCAUUGAAUUAACUUGUUUAGUUGUACAUGCUUGUUCACUUGUAUACAUUCUGCAAUGUUUAAGUAACCCUCUCAGA
Molecule: messenger RNA, 1656 nt
Organism: Gymnodraco acuticeps
Lineage: Eukaryota; Metazoa; Chordata; Actinopteri; Perciformes; Bathydraconidae
Exons: 8
Coding region: 1-1572 (523 amino acids)
Source: RefSeq, a predicted model, not a curated record